Messenger RNA from Fusarium vanettenii 77-13-4, 1530 nucleotides. RefSeq lists its product as uncharacterized. NCBI's taxonomy places the organism in Eukaryota, Fungi, Ascomycota, Sordariomycetes, Hypocreales, Nectriaceae. The record is from RefSeq and is a predicted model, not a curated record. The transcript has 5 exons. Bases 1 to 1530 code for a protein of 509 amino acids.
AUGUCUGACUUGUUCUGUUCAUCAGUAAUCACCAACAAAGUCCCUAAAUUAGAGCUCGAACUCGCAAAUAGCUGGUUCAUGCCCCAGACGGAAGUUCUGAUGACUGGGUCUGACAGCGUAAUUCUCUUCCUUCUCUUCCCUCGCUGGUUCAUGAACGCAUUCCGUGUCAUGGCCGACUAUACUGACAACAGCCUCACGACAGUAUCGCGAGAGCAACAUCCAAGUACCGGUGCCUGUCACGACUACAUACCUUGCAACUCGGAAAACGCGAUGCCCUUGCUUGUGGGCGCGCUCACCAUAUUACCUGUUGAUCAACUGGAAGAGGUGAAAAGCUCAGGCCCAGACUCUGGCUAUGUGUCACCACAAAGUCAAGAAAUACAUGACCUCAAACAUGCCGCGGCGUUAGGCGAACCUCUUCCAUCUUUUCAAAAAGCCAUCGUCACUCCAACCAUGGGCCCUCAGCUUAAUCUCACUUGUCGUACUAUCCCCGUGCGUCAACCAGGGCCGGGUGAAGCAGUCGUUCAGUUGUACUAUUCAGGCAUCUGCCGAAGCGAUGCCUGCUUUUCCAUCGGACCCGAGCCCGGAUACCCCAAGCACGACCACGUCGCCGGCCACGAGGGCAUUGGCCGCAUCGUCAGGGCAUACGAUGCCUCACUCAUCGAUAAACUCGUCGCCAUUAGAUAUCUCGGAAGUACAUGCCAGUCCUGCUCAUUCUGCCUCCGUGGGCUCCUUACCUCGUGCCCCUUCCAGCUAAACUCGCCGAAACAAGUAUCCGGCACCUUCAAGGAGUACGCCACCGUUCCGACAUCGUGCCUCGUGCGUUUGCCAGAAGCCCUGUCAAAGGAGGGAACGGCUAUGCUUCCGUAUUACACUACCGCCCUAUGCUCCGGCUCCACCGCCCUUAUGGCAUUGAAGGGUGCCGAGGUUGGCCCUGAGCAUGUGGUUGUAGUCGUGGGCGUGGCUGGUGCUAUUGGUAACAUGGCCGGGAUGAUGGCCAAACAAGUUCGACAUGCCAAGGUGAUUGGGAUUGACCUCUCUAACAAGAUCAUUCGACUACCUCCCAACUCUGAUCAAUUCGGUGAUAUCUUCCUCUCGGCGCCCCUCACAGCAGACGUCGAAAGCAGAGUCGAGCACGCCAAUGCUGUGAUCGAAGCUUGCCGGAAGCUGAGGGGCGGCCGCGGAGUAUUACGGGGUGCCGACAGCGUCAUCAUCUGCGGCAGUACACCCGAGGCUUUCAGGAGCGUGCAUGACUAUGUGUGCGAUGGUGGGCGGAUCAUUUGUGUAGGGGCUCCUGGUGGUGAUACCCAUCUAUCUAUUCCCGUCAAGGAUCUUAUAGAACGCAACCUCAAAGUGUCGGGAAACCUAAUGGGCGGGAGUCAGGAGGCUUUACAAGUUAUGGAAUACAUCAGAUCCGGCCAUAUUCGACCAGAUGUCACAUUAGUAGCCCUUGAUGAUGUUCCAUAUCAAAUGCAGGAAAUGGUGGACUGUCGAACAAUGGGGAAGAUUGUGGUGGCUAUAAAGGCCGAGUGA